AUGGCUGCGACUCACCCUGGAGCAAAUACUGAUCACCGCCCCCGCCAACUUUCAGACGGCUAUGGGGCUCAAGGCAAGAUCGCCUGCGAGGAAUGUCGGAAGCGCAAGGUCCGCUGCGAUGGGGAGUCGCCCAGGUGCGGUGCCUGCGUGGACGGCGGCUUGACAUGUAGAAUCAUUGCCAGGAAAUCGGCCAGAGGGCCAAAGAAGGGUCUUCUGAGGACCCUCCGAAUGCAAGUUGCUGAGCUCAAGGACCGUCUGCAGGAACGCGGACCAGGGAGUUUGAAAACCGAGCAAGACGAUACAUCAGCGAAGUGCUUGCAGUUCAGCCAGGUCGACCACGAUCCAGUUAUAUCCACUAACAUACCUCCCUCUAAUGGCACGCUGUCCCCUGACGGCUGCCCAAUGGGGGGACAGUCUCCUAAUGGGGCCUGUCUCUCUGAUCUCGAAAAAUCAGAUCUAACCGAUCUGUACUUUGACCGGGUCCACCCAUGCAUGCCCUUUAUCCAAAGACGCCGCUUCUUCAACUGGGCCAGUAGUCCACAUUUGACACCCGGCCAGGCGUGCCUGAAGCUUGCCAUGUGGACCGUCGCUGCCUCGCUCUCAUCACAGUAUACCAGAACCGCCAAGGGCCUCUACCUGCAGACGCGAAGGGAACUCGAGGAACUCGAACUCAACAGCUUCGGCUUAGACCCUGUUCACAUUGAACAAGUCCAGGCGUGGGCAUUGGUCUCGCUUUACGAGUUCCUGCAAAUGUUCUACAGAAGAGGCUGGCUCAGCCUGGGCCGUGCGUGCCGAUUAGUCCACCCAUUGGGGCUAUACAAGAUCGAUUGCGAGAACAACAUCCUGACGGAAGCAAUGGAGCAUUCACCAACGGAGACAGAGGAAAGACGACGCACCUUUUGGAUGAUCUACUGCGUUGAUCGCCUCGUCAGCAUACGAAACGACUGGCCACUCAACUUCAGUGAAUUCGUCAUCUGCACCCGGCUCCCAGUCCCAGAACCAGACUUCCAAGACGAAAACCCGCGACUCGGCCCAUUCCUCUCUGAAUCCAUGGCCUCCGAGUCCCCCCUAUCCGCCUUUACGCAACUAAUCAUCUUCGUCACCAUCUGCGGGCGCUGCGCCUCCCACCGACAGCAGACACUAGUGGAAUCCGUCUACGGAAACACUAACAGCGACUUCUGGGAGAGACAUCGGUGGAUCCACGCGAGUCUGCGCCAGAAACUGCAGCUUAUCUCGUAUACAUCCGAUGCGGCGGUGUGGUCAUCUGGUCCGAUGCAUCUCUUCGCGACUAUGAUGGCGCAUGCCACUGUUAUAUACCUGCACAAUAUCCUACGGGAUUUCCUUGCCGAGGAUGAUAUGGGCGAAGAGGCAGUUUGUCUGUACAAGGAUGCGCAGAGUGCAGCGGCCCAAGUUGCGAUUCUGUGUCGGUCGCUGGAUAGUUUGAGUGUUUUCAAGAUCCAUCCAUUCACCCCGUAUAUGGUGUACUCUGCCGCGGAAUUGCUAUCCCAUGAGAAAGGGGGUCCUGCCGAGAUACACUUUUCUGAGCUCGUCUCCUUCCUGCACCGGUUAAAGCCCGUUAAUCAACUGGCCGAUAGCUAUCUGAGACAGCUGCCGCUUCUAUAG
Aspergillus puulaauensis is the source of this 1623-nucleotide messenger RNA. Its product is annotated as Zn(II)2Cys6 transcription factor. The record is from RefSeq and is a predicted model, not a curated record. NCBI's taxonomy places the organism in Eukaryota, Fungi, Ascomycota, Eurotiomycetes, Eurotiales, Aspergillaceae. The transcript has 5 exons. Gene Ontology annotation, cellular component: nucleus. Gene Ontology annotation, biological process: regulation of DNA-templated transcription; DNA-templated transcription. Gene Ontology annotation, molecular function: zinc ion binding; DNA binding; DNA-binding transcription factor activity, RNA polymerase II-specific. The coding region runs from base 1 to 1623 and encodes 540 amino acids.